AUGGCGUUGAGCUCAGCAUCUGUCGACCGUUUCCCAAGUGAGCCAGGUCAACCGCAGAUAGAUACUCUCUCAACAAGCGUCAACCCAGGAACCGAGGCGAAGGUACUAGCGAGUGCGGAUACCCAAUAUGCGACAACCGAUCUACGACGCGCCCACACGGUUGCCCACGGGAGAAACACCAAGGAAUCCCCAACCAUUGGCUCGAGAACAACCAGGGAACGGCUGGCUACUUCCCUUCUGCGGGUCAAGGACAGCCACGAGAUAUCGCGGAAGCGGUCCUUCAAGCGGCUGGAUACCUCUCAAGCGCCUCGUGACGCCGCUGUGGGAGCUAGAGAACCGAACCACUUUACCGUGGGGAAUGUCGGCCAGAAUGGAAAGAUCUUUCUAAGACCAAUUCGCAAUCCGCCGACUAAAGAACCCUUCCCGACGCCUUCUAUUCCUUCCCCCAGCCAAUCCAGACAAGAACCCUUUCCACACGGACGCGGCGGCCCCGAGAGCGAUGAGCCGUCUAGAUGGUCGAACUCGCAGCUCUCUGAGUUGCGCCCAGAUUUGAUCCCUGAAGAGAGCUGCGAAGAUGGCGACUCCGUCCACACAGAAUCGGCGCGUUCCCAAUAUCACGGCCUACCUCACCAUCGACCCCGUAAAGCGCACUCAUUUUCUACUAUCUCGGAACAGCGGUCAGAGUCGCGUGCGGGUCGCGCAGGGGAGCUUCGUAUCUACAUUGAUCGAGCAGAUAAUCGGCCAAAGACUGCCAAUGAACCAUCCCAGCGUGCCCUGGAGGAUUCCAUCCCCCGUUAUAGGUUGGACUUGCCUCAAGCCAGCCUUGACAAUGAGACGGCCCUGCACAGCUCCAUUUAUUCAAGAACAUCAAUGUCGGAUAUUAUGCGCACGUCACGACUCCCGCGAGAAUACUGGAUUGGUACUCUAGCCUCCGACACCUAUCUACGGAACCCCGAACGACCCUCCUUCGUCGGCUCGGUCUUUUCGGGCGCAGGUGCCAUUGAGUUGCCCCGGAGUUCCGCAGUCAGUGAGAACCCUGUUUUCUAUGAGUUGAAGGAGCCGAUUGAACCGGCCAUAUUUGAGACGCUGGUGUCGGAAAUGGACAAAGAGUCGGUGGUUCGCUAUGCUUCAGGCACCAAAGACAUUAGCGCUGCUACGCCGGCACGUAUCGUCGCCCAAAUAUCGUCCGCGUCCUUCAUGGACUAUGAGCUUGUAUCCGAUUUCUUCCUGACAUUUCGCUCUUAUAUCUCGACUAGCACCCUUCUCGCACUGCUCCUCGCUCGAUUGCGGUGGGCAAUUAACCGCCUGCAGGAUGACGGCAGGAUCAUCCGUAUCCGGACGUUUGCGGCAUUGCGGCAUUGGAUUCUCAAUUAUUUUGUGGAUGAUUUUGUGCCCGAGUAUGAUCUCCGCGGUCAUUUCUGUGAGACGAUCAAUAGCAUGUACGAUGAUGUCAAGUCUCGACAGGGCGGUGGCAUGAGUGAUCUCAAGAUCCUCAUAGAUCUCAAACGCUGCUGGUAUGGGAAGUCUUCUCUCUAUUGGGACUUGCCGAGUGACCAUGAUGUGUUUCAAAGCCCUGACGUUGCCAUCCUUCCGGGUGACCGCGAAGCUGACACUUUGGAGAUGGCGGGUGGCGGUGACCUGCUGACCCUGGUGCGUACCAAGAGCGGGCUGGAUGCCAGCCCUGCGGGCACCCAGUAUCGUCCGAAUCAUCACAGCCGAAACAAUUCGUCAAACACAGUGAAGAGUGUGCCAAUCUCAGCCGGAAGUGACCGGAGCUUUCAGGCAAUCUCCUGUUCCUUGCCCCCCAAGUCUCCGAAGCGUCUGUCCUUGUCCUUGGCCAACAAGGCACCCCAUCCCGUACCUCUUAUGCCGCUGAAGCCAACUUCCUCACGGGAAGCUUAUCCGCCUUCUCCUCUUACUUCGCGCCGCUAUCCCUAUCUUGGACAUUCUCACAAGCGUAGCGGCAGCUUCUCUGACUCUGUUCGAGAUGACAGGGCACCCUUCUCUCUGGUCAACCCCGAGCAACAGGGUGUGGCCGCCAGACAGGAGGCGCUUGAUCUCAGUAGUCUAAUACGAGGAGAGCUCUAUCCUCCGGCAGAGUCGUACACCAUCAUGAUGGCGCCUCCAUCUCCCCCUCUUCCAUCGUCAGCUAAGGACCUUGCCUCAGACCGCCGAAGCACCUCUCACGGCAUUCACAAACCGGCCGCUUCAACCUCUGGCGUCAAGACAAUUAUUGGCUCAAUUCGCCGGGCAUUAAACAGUCGACAUGGCGCUUCUGGUAGCCUUUCACGGGCGAUGAAUAGACCGGCAAAUGCAUCUCUUCCGGGGAGGACAUCGGCUCUCCCGACCAAUGUCGCAUUCGGAUCUGAUGCCUAUAGAGGUAGAAAGACGGCGACUGGGGCCAAAAGGCCCACGAGAAUCGAUACCCUCUGUGACGAGGUUUUGAAGCAGUAUCGUGCUGCGAUCUCUGAACAAACCGAUACUACAGGAGGCUCCCAGUCUGCCGAUUCACAGAACCAGGCAGAAAUUCAUUCUUCGGCGCCUGGAAUGCCGAGAGCGACAAGUCAGGUUACUGCGGGUAGUGAAUCCAUCGUCAUCGUAGAUGGAACAGGCCUGGGUCUACCUGUUAUGUCUGGCGCUAUUGGAGAAGCGAAUGCAGGACUCCAACAGCCUCCUGGAUUCUUGGAGGCGGAGCCAUCGCCUGCAACAGUCAGAGCUCCAUCCCCGUACGCUCCACACCAACGAUCGACUUUAGCGACCGAUGAAUAUUCUUUGCCUAUCUUCUACGACGAACCCAAUCCUGGCCCCUCAAGCCGAGCGUCUAAGUUCCUGCGCCCCUCUAGAUUUUCGGAAGCCUCGCGCAGGUCAUACUCCGUUGAGCGGGCUUCGACUUCGUGGAAAAGAACAUCGUCUUCGUUGCGUUUACGGAAGUACGCGUCCUUCCAAAGUGGAGUCUCGAAGCACCGCCUCACCAUGGGAAGUGACUCCAUCCCCCCUCUACCCCCUGGAAGCUUGCAGCAACCCUUGGAUAAACCCUCUGGACCGACACUACGUAGGCGUCCUGGUGGAGACUUGCGUCAAAUGCGAAACGGCGGCGGCUUCCAAUCCAGACCCGAUUCAGGGUCCUUUAUCUCUGAUAUCACAUAUCGUAGUUCUGGUGCUGACACGGCUGUUACUCGGGUUGAUGAGCCGUAUUCGCGACCCCAAACGAGUCUCAUCCCUCCGAACCCUCGGUUUUCGUUAUUGACAACACACUCGUCACAGAACCUGCGGCGUUCCUUUGAGGAUGCUAUUGCACAGUUCGCACAGAUCCCAGAUGACGAUGAUGGGGGUGUCGAGUCAACACUAUUGAAGCUCGAAGGGAAAUGGCAUGGGACGUCUGCUGGGGAUGCCGAGGCUUCUGCUGCUGGGUCAGAUCCAUACCUACAGCACUACAAUCCAGGUGAGGUCACGGGGGAAGAUUGGCUCCGCCAGAGCCGUGGGAGCGCAGGACCCCACAGCUUUGCGAACUCGAAUGCGGUGGCUAGGAGACGCCAAACCUUCCUUGGUGAUGGUCUGACAUACUCGCAAGUUCAGGGACGCAUUGUUCCUCAACGACCAUAUUCUGACUCGAUCGCGGAGUCCGAAGACUCCUACAGCUCUAUACCUCUCCUAGAACGGGGAUUGAGUGAUGAGUCAAUGAAGAAGCCCGUCGCUAGCCGCCCGACGUCUCAUAUGGCCGGGCCUUCCCACUUUCAACCCAGUUUCUCCAGCCGUGAGACAUCGGACGUGGAGUCCUCUCACCCCUCUAUUGACAUUGUAAAGGAGACCGAGAGUAUGAAGCGCAUUCCGCGAGGUUCAACACUUCCGGGCAUUUCCUCUGGGUCGAGAAAGCAUACAGGGCGUCUUUCUGGGUUGUCAUCUGGGCUUUCAAUUGAUAUGAUUGAUUCGCAAGAAGCUGCAGAGCAACGUUUCUCCAUAGAUACGCAAAGCAUGACCGAUUCAUCUCUCGGUAUUCCGCCUCAUCCGCUCGCUCAUCCACCCUCCCCUCCGAUGACGGUCCAAAAUACCCGAUCCGUGGGUUCUUGGACUACACCGUUGAACCCGGUGCUGUUCCAGGCCCAACCAUUGACACCAGAUCCUUCUCCCAGAAACAAAAUGGCACAGCAAGCGAAUACUCGACCCGUCAACACGCAGCAGGUUUCAGGAGAUGUUCUUUCCCAGUCAGAAAGGGGUCGCCGACUCCCGGAACCAUUGAAGACAGUGGGCCCUGAGCAUGUGCCAUUUGUUCUAUCGUGCGAAUCGCAUGUCCUUGCCCAGCAACUGACGUUGGUGGAGAUGGCUGCCUUGAGUGAAGUUGACUGGAGGGAUCUGGUGGACAUGCGAUGGAGCAGUGGGUCACCCACCGUGUUGAGUUGGGUGCAAUUCCUCAUGGAAGACGAGCACAGGGGCAUUGACCUUGUUGUGGGACGAUUCAACUUGAUGGUUAGAUGGGUGCUCUCAGAAAUCGUUCUCACGCAAGAUAUUCAUGAACGAGCGCGAACGAUUGCCAAAUUCAUCCACACGGCAGCACAUGCCAGAAGAAUGUGCAACUAUGCCACAAUGCUCCAGAUUGCCAUUGCUCUCUCGUCGACCGACUGCUCUCGCCUUCAGGCUACCUGGGACCUGGUACCCGUUUCCGACAAGCGUCUGCUCAAGGAUAUGGAAUCGCUAACGCAGCCCAUUCGCAAUUUCCAUGAGCUUCGUCUCGAGAUGGAAAUGGCCAAUGCGCAAGAUGGUUGCAUUCCAUUUGUUGGCCUGUAUGUCCACGACUUGACGUAUAAUGCGCAGAAGCCAGCACGAGUCACAACACAGGAUGGAGAGUCCCUGAUCAACUUUGAGCGCUACCGCACCACCGCGAAGAUUGUUAAGAGCCUCCUCCGACUGAUUGAUGCCAGCACGAGGUAUCGAUUCGAGCCUGUGCCGGGUAUCAUUGAACGUUGUCUUUGGAUCGCAUCACUUUCGGAGGAGCAAGUCCAACUGCGCAGUAAGCAGUUGGAGUAA
Molecule: messenger RNA, 5022 nt
Organism: Aspergillus piperis CBS 112811
Lineage: Eukaryota; Fungi; Ascomycota; Eurotiomycetes; Eurotiales; Aspergillaceae
Product: mitotic regulator LTE1
Exons: 3
Coding region: 1-5022 (1673 amino acids)
Biological process (GO): positive regulation of GTPase activity; Ras protein signal transduction
Cellular component (GO): plasma membrane
Molecular function (GO): guanyl-nucleotide exchange factor activity
Source: RefSeq, a predicted model, not a curated record